Pelobates fuscus (common spadefoot toad) is the source of this 3161-nucleotide messenger RNA. RefSeq names its product methionine adenosyltransferase 2 non-catalytic beta subunit (gene MAT2B). Gene Ontology annotation, cellular component: methionine adenosyltransferase complex. NCBI's taxonomy places the organism in Eukaryota, Metazoa, Chordata, Amphibia, Anura, Pelobatidae. The record is from RefSeq and is a predicted model, not a curated record. Bases 219 to 1190 code for a protein of 323 amino acids. The transcript is spliced from 7 exons. Gene Ontology annotation, molecular function: methionine adenosyltransferase regulator activity. Gene Ontology annotation, biological process: S-adenosylmethionine biosynthetic process.
UUUUUCUGCCAAUCUCAGAUUUUAUUUUCGGUUUAAAUUACUGAACCAUAAACAGUUAAUGCGUAACCUGCAUGAGGGCUAAAGUCUGCCCAUAGUGUGCAAAGUGCAUUCACAUUUUCUACACAUCUGUUUCCCCGGCUUAGCAAGACAAAGGCUAAACAAAGACCUGCAGCUACUUCCACUCCCCACGUUGUUUUUGUAACAUACUACACUUGAAAAUGCCUGAAUUGCUGAUGGAAAUAGAGGAGGAGGAUGUUGUUGUUCCCAACAGAAGAGCUCUUAUAACUGGUGCCACUGGACUCCUUGGCCGUGCUGUGUAUAAAGAGUUCAAAGACAACAGCUGGCAUGUGGUGGGUUGUGGAUACAGUCGGGCACGGCCCAGGUUUGAACGUGUUGACCUAUUGGAUGCAACAGCCGUGGAAGCACUGGUCCAGGAUUUUAAGCCCCAUGUGAUUGUACAUUGUGCUGCUGAGAGAAGGCCAGAUAUUGUUGAAAAUCAGCCAGAGUCUGCUUCAUUGCUGAAUGUUGGUGCUUCUGAGAAUUUAGCAAAAGAAGCAGCUAAAGUUGGAGCUUUUUUGAUCUACAUCAGUUCAGAUUAUGUUUUUGAUGGAAGAAAUCCACCAUAUCGAGAAGAUGCUGUGCCAAAUCCUUUGAACCACUAUGGCAAAACAAAACUAGAAGGGGAGAAAGUAGUGUUGCAAAAUAAUGAAGGUGCUGCUGUGCUUCGUGUUCCUGUGUUGUAUGGAGACGUUGAAAAAAUUGAGGAAAGUGCUGUUACCAUACUGUUUGAUAAAGUCCAGUUUAGCAACAAAUCAGCCAAUAUGGACCAUUUGCAACAAAGGUUUCCUACAUAUGUCAAAGAUGUAGCAACGGUUUGUCUUCAGUUAACUGAGAAGAAACUUCAGAAUCCAUCCCUCAAGGGAAUAUUUCAUUGGUCCGGAAAUGAACAAAUGACUAAAUAUGAGAUAGCGUGUGCUAUGGCUGAUGCCUUCAACCUUCCUAGCAGCCAUCUGAGACCAAUUACAGAUGAACCUGUGGGAGAAACUCCUCGACCACGCAACCCACAACUCAACUGCUCCAGAUUGGAACAACUUGGCAUCGGACAGCGCACACCAUUUAGGGUUGGCAUCAGGGAGUCUCUUUGGCCAUUUUUAGUGGACAAGCGGUGGAGGCAAACAGUCUUCCAUUAGAUAUAUAUUGUUUCUUCAAGUGAAAGAUUUCUACUAUUUUUUUUUCUUCUUUUUCUUAAAGAAAAUUUAGUUUUUUAUGUGUAUCCAAAACCUAUUGGAAAUUUAAAUGUCGAGUAAUGUUGUACUAUGUCAAAGCUCUGCUAGUCGUUAUUUUGUUUUAGUUUAUGCAUACAAACACAGCCAGUUCACAAAAGGUGUGUUUUUUUUUGUUUUUGUUUUAAGACCCAAUUUUGAAAUUUUCACUGGUAAUUCCUUUCACUUAAUGCUAUACAAAACUUUAGAUGCACUGCAUACUAAAAUGGUACUUUAUUUCCGAAGGCAGUAUAAGAAAUUAGAUGCUGUUAAGAUCCACAUAUACCAAUUAGUGUCACGUUAACAUGAUUUGUCUUUAACACAUAUGUUGUAUGCCUAUGUUAAAGGGAUAGUAAAGUAUAGGUUUUAGUUUUUAAAAACUAUAGACAGCUCUUUAAAAUUACAGAUUUUUGAGGCUGUCACUAUUUCAUAAAGGGAAACAUGCCAACUGUUCUCUGUUUGCAUGCUUUCACAAUUAAGGAAAACCGAUUGCUCUACAAAUCUUGAACAUUUCAAACUCACAGACUUCUGCUAAUUUUCAGAUUUUGCUCAGAUUAAGUUAACUUUUAUAAGGUAAAAGUAAGCACACAUUGGUACUAAUAUAGUCAUUGAAAAGGCUUUGCUAUCCUUUUAAAGUGUUUCACUUUAUACGGAUGCAAUCUUCUUUUAGGCAAAAAGAAAACAAAACAAAAACACGAAACUGUUAGUAAUUCCAUAUUUUGAAACGUAAAUGGAGAUGGCACUGCAUGCAUAUAUGAUAUGAACAUUUUUUUUCCUUUUUUUUUUCUUCUGGAACAAGGUAUAUAGUUUACAUGUUAUAUUCCAAAUCUUCUGUUCUUGUAAAAGUAAUACAUUUGGAAAUGAGAUUCAACUGGUGAAUUUGUUUUCUGAACCUUUUUUUCCUCCAAUCACCAUUGGACAAGUUAUGCAUAAAAAUGACUGGUUCACUUUUAAGGUGUUAAUCCUAUUAACCAAAACAAAGGUAGUUCCUCUUUAAACUACUAUACUGGUGUGCAUAUACACUUUAAAUGCUACCAUCAAAUAGAAGCUCCGAGUAUUGCUGUUUAGCAACAACAAUUAGGAAAUACCCAACACACAAAUGGAGAAAAUACAAUGACCGGAAUGUAGCAGUUGUGUAUAUGUUUUCAGUAGUUUUGUGAUCUGUACUGAUUGUAUAAACUGGCCAACUGUUUGGUGUUAUUGCUGUAUUGGAACUCUGUGAAACUGCAGGUUAAUUAAAGGGACACUCCAGGCUCCCACCACCCUUAACCCUGCAAGUGUAAUUAUUGCAGUUUUUACAAACUUCAAUAAUUACCUUUGCAAGGUUAAGUCUUCCUCUAAUGACGGUCUAUUAGACAGCCGCUAGAGGGACUUCCUUGUUCAGAGAACACGAAAAGUGUGUUAUACGACGCUGGAUGUCCUCAUGCUACGUGAGGACCUCCAGCGUCACAGAAAUCCUUAUAGGAAAGCAUUGAAUAAUGCUUUCAUAUGGGGAGGUCUAAUGCACGUUAGGUCUCCUCCCGCCGGCUGGGGAGGAGAGUAGGCAGAGCGUGACCCAGCGCCGAGGGACAUCGGCGCUGGACUCUGGUAAGUCACUGAAGAGGUUUUAACAAAUGUUUUCCUGGCACUGGAGAGUCCCUUUAAGUAAAGUGUUACAAAGAAAUGCUAAGAAAUGUGUUAUUUACACUUUCCAGGUAUUAAAAUUCAACAUUUUCACAUCUGAUCACUUCCAUUAAAUUUAUAGUUUUUCAUAAGUUACAAGAACAAAUAAAUCUGUCUUUGCUUCCUACCAAUACUGUAUUUUUCUCUGACAUUGUGAAAUAGUCUCCAGGUUUUUUUUUUUUCCUUUUCGGUAUAGUUUCAUACAUACAGAAUAAAUAUGAAAAUAUAUUUCUGAAA